AUGCCAUAGCCUCUCGCUAUGAAAAACAAUGGCAUAUCCGAGUUAAAGUCCGUACUGGAUGAAUAGCCUAAAACAAGUCAAAGUGAGACAGAGAGGGGAGGCCUUGUCUUGAGAGAUUUCUGCUCCUCCAGCACAGGGAGCGUGAUGUCAGCGGUGGCAGUGCUGUUGUAAUUGACUUGGUGAGGGUGAUGGCGUCAUUUUAUGCCCUGGUGUAGCCUCCUGCUCCUAUAGCGAAGGGGAGACGGAUCUUUAGCCGACGCGACCGUGGCUCCCUUGGCGGCGAUCGAGCACCGCAGAGCCGGACACGAAACGCCGGGAAACAUGGAGGCUGUGGCCGAGGAGCUGCGGGCCGGCUCUCGGGUACCUGUCACUAUCGAUCAAAUAGUUAACGAUACACUGGUGGUGACGCUGACCUACCGAGAGAGGAACUAUACGGGGAUAUUACUUGAUUGCAACAAAAAGACUGGGCUAUUCUGUCUACCAGAUUUCAAAGCAAAUACCAGGCACUUCCCGAUAUCUACACCGGCGUGUGAAGUCCCAGAAGUUCUGAGUGAGGAGCCGGUUUCCAAAUCUCCCAGCCAGGCUUCACACAGACCAAAGGAUGAAAAUAGUCUCCCAGAAAGCAGCUUACCUUCUGCACCUCUUCCCUGCCCUGUACCCACACCAGUGCUUGCUGGACAGACUCCUUACCCUCCUUAUUUUGAAGGAGCCCCCUUCCCUCAGCCCUUAUGGGUGCGCCACAGCUACAGCCAAUGGGUACCUCAGCCCCCUCCACGGCCAAUCAAGAGAAAGAAAAGGCGAACGAGAGAGCCUGGCCGCAUGACCAUGAGUACUAUCCGUCUACGGCCACGGCAGGUACUGUGUGAAAAGUGCAAGAACACACUGAACAGUGACGAGGACAGCAAAGAUGGCAUGAGCAACACUAAGACUUCUAGAAAAGAGAAUGCAAUACAGAGCGAUGAUGACGGUGAAGACAAGGACACCCCUUCUAAGCUGUUGAGAAAAGAGGAUGUUGUUGCAGCCAAGGACACUAAGAGACGUGAAAAUGGCCCCAGCCUUGACAGCAAGCGUCUCAGGAAGGACAAAAGGGGGGAGCCUGAAGGGGAGAAGUUCCCCGGAGGUGACGUUAUCCCCCACAGUCCUGUCAUAAAGAUCUCCUACAGCACUCCACAGGGCAAGGGGGAGGUCAUGAAGAUCCCCGCGAGAGUCCACGGGUCAGUCAAGCCUUUCUGCCCAAAACAACUGGCGCUGAAUGGCCUGGGAGAAAACGGCAAGAUGCCUUCUGAUCCCACAAAGGAGCAACGGCACAUUUUAGAUGCCACAAGGUCUGGCCUGACCGUGUCCAUUCCCAAACUCAAACUUACCAGGCCCUAUACAACUGUGGGUCAGGACUUGCCUUCUCCAAAGAUCCACUUGAGACCCCCUCAGAGGGAUGGUGAGGACAGUGUGGUGGAGUAUGAGGCAGAACUUGUAGGAGGCACCAGGAGACGAAGCCCCAGGGUGCCCGGGCCAUGCCUCCCCCACUCUGACGACUCGGGGGAAGGUAAAAACUCUCUGGAGUUGUGGUCUGGGAGUUCGGGAGAGGAGGUGGAGCGCGGCCACAGCGACCUUACCCUUCUUAUUAAUUUCCGUAAGCGUAAAGCGGAUUCUUCUAGCCUGUCAGUGUGCAGCAGCGACAGUCUAGACGAGUCCAAGUCCUUCAGCUCCGACGGCACCUCACCAGAACUCUGCGACCUGGCCCCGGGGGAAGACCUGUCCGUCACCUCGUCUUCCGUCCCAUUACGGGAGGACUGCAAGACAGUGCCACCGCUUACUGUGCGGCUUCACACCCGCAGCAUGACAAAGUGCGUAACCGAAGAGGGUCACGCCGUUGCUGUGGGUGACAUCGUGUGGGGGAAGAUUCACGGCUUCCCCUGGUGGCCCGCACGCGUCCUCAGCAUCAGUGGCACCCGCAAACAGGAGACGGCCAGCUGCGAGGCCCAGUGGCCCCAGGCCAAGGUAGCGUGGUUCGGUUCACCCACCACCUCCCAACUCUCCGUUGCCAAACUGUCGCCCUUCAGGGAACUCUUCAGGUCCCGCUUCAACCGCAAGAAGAAAGGGAUGUACCGAAGAGCAAUCCAGGAGGCAGCCAAGGCGGUGGGCCACAUGAGCCCCGAGAUCACAUCGCUGCUGUCCCACAGUGACACGUAG
Molecule: messenger RNA, 2190 nt
Organism: Gymnodraco acuticeps
Lineage: Eukaryota; Metazoa; Chordata; Actinopteri; Perciformes; Bathydraconidae
Gene: pwwp2b
Product: PWWP domain containing 2B
Cellular component (GO): nucleus; nucleoplasm
Source: RefSeq, a predicted model, not a curated record